AUGUUUGGUGAAUCAUAUGCUGAUCAAAUUAAAAGCAUUCCGCUGGCAGAUAAUACGGUGGGAAGACGGAUAUCUGAUAUAUCUGAUGAUCUUUGCGAUCAGUUGAUAGAAAAAAUUAAAUUAUCUUCUUUCGCGUUGCAAGUAGAUGAGGCUACCGAUGUUGCUAAGGAUGCACACUUAAUAACAUAUAUAAGAUAUGUUAUGGAAAAUGAUAUUAGAGAAGAGUUGUUAUUCUGUAAGGCAAUUGAAGGCAAAGCUACGGCGAGUGAAAUUUUUAAUAUGAUUGAUAACUUUUUUAUUGAAAAUGGUAUUUUAUGGGAGAACUGUGUUGGACUGUGCACUGAUGGAGCUCCAUCUAUGGCAGGAAAAAAUGCUGGUCUGCAGGCCCUAGUUCGAAAAGUGGCUCCUCGUGCAGUUUGGACGCAUUGUAUGAUUCAUAGGCAAUCUCUUGUUGCAAGAAAUAUGGGUGAAGAAUUACUUGAAGUAUUUGAAAUUAUAAUAAAAGUUGUUAAUUUUAUCAAAAAUAGUCCAUUAAGAGAAAGGCUUUUUGGAAAAUUGUGUGAUGACAUGGGCUCAGAAUACAAAGCACUACUUUAUUAUUGUGAAGCACGUUGGCUUUCUCGUGCUAAAGUACUUCAAAGGGUGUUUGAGCUCAAAAAAGAAAUUGCCAUUUUUCUUGCUGAUAAUAAAAGAGAUGAAGCAGACAUAUUUUAUGACACGAAGUUUCUCGCAAAAUUUGCGUAUCUAGUUGACAUCUUUAAAAGACUAAGUGAUUUAAAUAAAUCAAUGCAAGGAACUCAAAUUCAUGCUUUUGUUCAAAAGGACAAGAUUACGGCGUUUAUGAAAAAAGUAGAGCUGUGGAUAGCUAGUAUGAAAAGUAAUAACUUUGAUAUGUUUCCUUCUUUUAAAACUACAUGUGUUAAUGAUGAUGAAAUAGAAGCAAAGCAGGAAAUUAUAAUUGAUUUAUCUAGUGAUAGCACAUUGAAGCAGAUGUUUCAGGACGAAAAGAAUAUUGUUAAGUUUUGGUUACAAGUAAAGGACGAUUUUCCAACUUUGACAAAUAAAGCCUUAGAAAUUUUAUUACCAUUUGUGACAUCCUACUUAUGUGAAACUGGUUUUUCUGCAGUAGCAGUAUUAAAAACAAAGUACCGAUCUCGUUUAGUGAUAGAAAUGGAACUGAGAACAGCGAUUUCUACAAUGAAGCCGCGGUUUGAGAAAAUUUGUGCUGAAAAACAAGCUCGACCGUCGCAUUAA
Messenger RNA from Ctenocephalides felis (cat flea), 1254 nucleotides. RefSeq names its product zinc finger BED domain-containing protein 5-like. NCBI's taxonomy places the organism in Eukaryota, Metazoa, Arthropoda, Insecta, Siphonaptera, Pulicidae. The coding region runs from base 1 to 1254 and encodes 417 amino acids. The transcript has 2 exons. The record is from RefSeq and is a predicted model, not a curated record.